AUGGGUCAAGCUAUCAGAAUUCACAAGAAGAAGCAAAUUGAAGAAAAAAACGAAGAAGAUAAAGAUACUUGCAUACGGAACAAAAUCAAAGAAGCGUAAGUUACAGUAACCCCAACUCGAAUUAUAGAACUGCAAACAAUGUUGUUUAUCAGCCGAUCUAUGUUGGAUCCAGCACUGAUACGCUGUCAUCAGAGAACACAAGUAGCUCGUGUUUCUCCACACCCACCCAAUAUACAACAAGUACAAUGUCAACAGGUAAUAAUAAAUUAUUUUUAACUACAUAAUUUUUUGAUGCCACGUUUUUGCAGAUUUUUCCUUUCUUGACACCAAUCAUGACAUCAGCGAUCUUGAACUUUAUCCACCAAAAGAAACCUUGGAAAUUGACCCAAACAAACCUCGGAUCAGAAUCUCCGAAUGGGAAAAGAUGACACAAGAAUUCGAUCUACGAGAACAGACAACGAAUCAGUAA
Bursaphelenchus xylophilus (pine wood nematode) is the source of this 469-nucleotide messenger RNA. Lineage: Eukaryota; Metazoa; Nematoda; Chromadorea; Rhabditida; Aphelenchoididae. The record is from the annotation of a GenBank genome assembly.